Myzus persicae (green peach aphid) is the source of this 2974-nucleotide messenger RNA. Its product is annotated as probable nuclear hormone receptor HR38. The record is from RefSeq and is a predicted model, not a curated record. Gene Ontology annotation, cellular component: nucleus; transcription regulator complex. Gene Ontology annotation, biological process: regulation of transcription by RNA polymerase II; cellular response to corticotropin-releasing hormone stimulus. Lineage: Eukaryota; Metazoa; Arthropoda; Insecta; Hemiptera; Aphididae. The transcript has 8 exons. Bases 571 to 2745 code for a protein of 724 amino acids. Gene Ontology annotation, molecular function: RNA polymerase II cis-regulatory region sequence-specific DNA binding; zinc ion binding; nuclear receptor activity.
UUUUCACUUCAGUCAGCCGUGUGUUGGUCCGUGUCACGUGUCCCCGAUCCCGGAUUUCGUCGUCGUCGUUUUCUGUAUAAUAUUGUUCGCGACGUACACGCGUAUUUAUCGCGCUCUCGGGGAUUCCAGAGUUCGCGUUCGACGGUUUUUGAGCCGAAAAAACAUUUUCGAUUUCCCGCGCUUUGCCGCCGCAGGUUUUUUGACAUUUUUAAAAAAAAAUUUUAAAAUUUUAAAUAUUUAAUUUUCGGCGUCCGGUUUUCGCGUGCAAUAAAAAUAAUAAUUUAUGUAUAUAUAUCAUAGUGUCGUAUAAAUAGACGCAACACACCGCAGUACGUACCUAUUUGUAUUUUGUUUUUGAUUUUGUUAGUGUGUGUGAGUGAGAGGGUGUGUGUGUGUGUGUGUGUGCGCGCGAGCGCGUGCUUAGUGUUUGUUACUUUUUUGUUUUUUUACAUUUAUUAAUUUUUAAUUUUGCACGAAACCAUUUACCUCGAACAAUAUAAUGAAGGAAAAGAAGAUACUUCAAACGAAGUAUACCAUUCUACUGGUCCGUCGUACCCAAGUCCAUCGAGUAUGCUUCUAUUCCAGACACAGACCACAUUCACGCCGAGCAGUUUUGCCGAACUGCUGUCCGGUUCGUAUUCCGAACUGCCGCUGAACGAGGAGAUCGACUCACUGUCGGACGUCCAUUCCGUGCUGACGGACGCGGCCGAACAACAGCAACCGAAUCACCUGCAACAGCACCAGCAGAAUGGAGCGUCGGGGCUCCAGUUGCCGAGUUUCCAGGAGACGUACGCCGCCUCGGGAGUAGGGUUCAAAAUGGAAGAGGAUUACGGUCCGCCGACCACUGCGGCGGCCGCGGUGACCAUGACCGCGUCAGCCAAUUACCAUCAACAACACCAUCAUCCCCAUCUCCAUCUCCACCAACAACAGCAGCAACAGCAUCACCAGCACCAUCACCAGCAACAGCAGCCGCAGCAACAGCCGGCUCAUCACCAGCUCCUGCACCAACACCAUGUCCAACAACACCAGCAACAGCAGCAGCAGCAGCAGCAACACAACGGACAGCCACACCAGCACCACCAUCACGGUCCGCCGGCCCCGCCCCCGCCGCUCAUACAUUUCGACUAUCACUUUCAACACUUUCCGGGCUCGUUGCCGCCGCCGUCUCAGCAGCCGCCCGAUUCACCGACCGCCGAUCAAGGCGGCACAGCGUCCGUGUUCGAACCGAUGUUGGAUCACGUGGUUGGCAUGUCACCCAAGCAACACCAUCAACAGCAUCACCACCAUCACCAACAACAACAUCACCAUCAACAACAGCAACAGCAACAGCAGCAGCAACAACAACACGUCGUCGUCGCUGUCAAUCACCAGCACCACCAUCAACAACAACAGCAGUCUCUGCAAGUGCCUCAGCCGCCACCGACGCCGCGGCCGACGGCCACAUCUCUGAUGAUUGACGCGGCCACGGAGCAGCUGCAACACGUCGUCAACAACGCCGCUUUGGUGGACGCCAACAGGACCUCGAGGACUUCGUCCGUCGCCGCAGUGUUGGCGCUAAGGGCCGCCACCGAUCCGUCCGCCAGCAGCCUGUCUCCGAAAUUGCGGCACUGCAUCAACCCAAUGUCGGUAACUGUGCCCGUCGAAUGUUCGCCGCCUACACCAGACGCUGCUUGUAUUAUGCCUCAGAGGAACGCCACCGCCGUGGCCACUGCUCCAUCUUCGCCGUCCCAACUGUGCGCCGUGUGUGGUGACACGGCCGCGUGCCAGCACUACGGGGUGCGCACGUGCGAAGGAUGCAAAGGAUUUUUCAAGCGGACCGUGCAGAAGGGCUCCAAGUACGUCUGCCUGGCUGACAAGAACUGUCCGGUGGACAAGCGUCGACGAAAUCGGUGCCAGUUCUGCCGAUUUCAAAAGUGCCUACAGGUGGGCAUGGUGAAGGAGGUGGUGAGGACCGACUCGCUGAAGGGCCGUCGUGGCCGAUUGCCGUCCAAGCCUAAGUCACCACACGGUUCGCCGCCCAGUCCGCCAGUGUCGCUCAUCACCGCGCUCGUUCGGGCCCACGUCGACACCAAUCCGGACUUCUCGUCGUUGGACUACUCACAGUAUCACGAGCCAAAGCCGUUUGAACCAUUGAUCACCGAAGCGGAAAAAAUUCAACAGUUUUUCGGAUUGCUCACGACGUCCGUGGAAGUGAUCAGACAUUUCGCCGAAAAGAUACCGGGAUUCAAAACUUUGUGCAAAUCGGACCAAGAUUUAUUAUUUCAAUCGGCGUCUCUAGAACUAUUCGUUCUCCGUCUAGCGUACAGGACAAAAUACGCCGAUACGAAACUAAUAUUUUGUAACGGGGUAGUUCUGGACAAACAGCAAUGCCACCGGAGUUUCGGCGAUUGGCUACAAGCUAUAUUGGACUUCAGUCAAUCAUUACACUCGCUGGACAUUGAUAUAUCAUCCUUCUCUUGCCUGUGUGCCUUAACUCUGAUCACAGAACGACACGGUCUCAGAGAAGCGAAAAAAGCUGAACAGAUCCAGAUGAAAAUCAUCAACUCUUUGCGGGAACACAUCACGUACAGCAUGUCCGAUUCGCAGCGCAAGUCUUAUUACUUCUCGAGACUACUCGCAAAACUGACCGAGUUGCGUUCACUCAGCGUGCAGGGUCUCCAGCGGAUAUUCUACCUGAAACUGGAAGACCUGGUGCCCGCCCCGCCGUUAAUUGAGAACAUGUUCAUUGCUAGUUUACCAUUUUGAAAAACACGAUUAUCCAUAUAUUAUAAAAUAUUAUUAUGUAACGUGAAAGCAUCGAAGUGAAUACGAUUUUCUUGAUAUUUGACUACCGUUAAUAAUAAUUAUGUCUAUUCUGUUGUACCUAUACUUAUACGUAUAUUAUUGUUACCUACAUCAAUACGUAAAUAGCGUAUAGUAUCAUUAUACGUAAAAGAGCGUGUUUCAUUAUUAUUAUUAUUAUUAUUAUUAUUAU